UUGGUCUUUCAAAGUUCACUACAAAGUUCAAGCCUAUAUUGCAAUCGCUAAGAAAUAAGAGAUACGACGAAGAUUGUCAAUUGAAAUGCUUCUAAACUGAAUCUCUCUUUAGAAAUCUGCAUUUAAGACAUUACUGUGUUUCCAUCACAGUUUGUUUUACUGAAUUUAGUUAUCCAAGAAAAGCAAAUUUGUUUAGUUUAACUGAGUAGUUGUAACUGAUAAAGUUCUACAUGUCGACAUCACUCGCAACAGCCCUUCAGGAAUGGAAGGUUCAGGAGAAAGAAUUACAGCAGCUUCAGGAGACCCACCGGCUUUACCUGCAGAAGUUAGAGGAAGUCUCCAAACUUCAAAAAAGCUUUGCUGCCUCCAUAGCGAGACAGAAAAAGAAUUUAAAGGAGAAUUUAAAGUCUUUGACUAAACUUGGAAAAGGAUUGACUGAAGAGGAGAAGAAUGAGGUUAAGGAGGUCAAAGGUCACAUUCGAACUAUGCCAAACCUAAUCUUUCAAAUGGAAGCAUUUCUGCCAAAGAAAAAUGGGCUUUAUCUCAGUCUUGUCCUUGGGAGUGUGAAUGUCAACCUUCCAAGCAAAGAGGCAAAAGCUGAAUACAAAGAUGAGUAUGAAAGGUUCAAGCUGUAUGUGACCCUGAUUCUGUUCCUGCUGACCUUCAUAUGUCGCUUCUUCAUCAGCUACAGAGUUUUGGAUGCCCUUCUUAACUUCCUGUUGGUUUGGUACUAUUGCACCCUGACAAUCCGUGAAAGUGUCCUCAUCAGCAAUGGAUCCAGGAUUAAAGGUUGGUGGGUUUUCCACCACUACAUUUCUACCUUUCUGUCUGGGGUCAUGCUAACUUGGCCAGAUGGUGAAACAUACCAGUCUUUCAGGAACCAAUUUUUGGCCUAUUGUUUGUAUCAAAGCUUUGUGCAGUAUCUUCAGUACUACUAUCAAAGUGGGUGUCUCUACAGGCUAAAAGCACUAGGGGAAAGACACAACUUGGAUUUGACUGUUGAGGGAUUUCAGUCAUGGAUGUGGCGGGGACUGACAUUUCUUCUUCCCUUUCUCUUCCUGGGUCAUUUCUGGCAGCUUUGGAACAGUAUUUCCCUGUUCAGAAUGGCUCAGGUCUCUGAAUGUAAAGAAUGGCAGGUGUCCAUGUGUGGCUUCUGCUUUCUGGUUCUGUUUGCGGGAAAUUUUUUCACCACACUUGCAGUUGUUCGUCACAAGCGCAAAACCCAGCAAAAGACCAAGAGUGCAUGAUUUUUAAGAUGUCAAUGAAGAAAAUGUCAAUGAAGACAACAGACUCUCCCAUAGUUAUUUUUGAAAAAUAAGCAGAUUUAAGUUAAUAAUGGACACAAAAAUCUGUGUGUAAGAAAAUCAAAAAGUCUUUACAUUUUUUUAUUAUUAUUAUUAUCGUUCAGAAAACAUGCUGUGUUUUGUUUUGAAUAAAGGAGUACAAAAUGGGAUGUUGAACAAUCUGCAAUAAAGUUGUUAGUAUUUAUGUGGAAUAAGUGGAA
This is a messenger RNA of Megalobrama amblycephala (Wuchang bream), 1504 nucleotides long. It is a transcript of the gene tmem120ab, whose product is annotated as transmembrane protein 120Ab. The coding region runs from base 231 to 1247 and encodes 338 amino acids. The record is from RefSeq and is a predicted model, not a curated record. Gene Ontology annotation, cellular component: membrane. Gene Ontology annotation, biological process: fat cell differentiation. The transcript is spliced from 12 exons. NCBI's taxonomy places the organism in Eukaryota, Metazoa, Chordata, Actinopteri, Cypriniformes, Xenocyprididae.